Molecule: messenger RNA, 6710 nt
Organism: Gavialis gangeticus (Gharial)
Lineage: Eukaryota; Metazoa; Chordata; Crocodylia; Gavialidae
Gene: DDX6
Product: DEAD-box helicase 6
Exons: 13
Coding region: 973-2424 (483 amino acids)
Biological process (GO): P-body assembly; cytoplasmic stress granule assembly
Cellular component (GO): cytoplasmic stress granule; P-body
Molecular function (GO): RNA helicase activity; ATP binding; mRNA binding
Source: RefSeq, a predicted model, not a curated record
UCUUAUUUCUAAUUUGAGGCAGGGACCAAGUUAACCAUUAAAAAGUCUGCGUAGAGUAGAGUAGAGCGGGAAGCUGGCAUUGGAUGUUUUGGUGUGAGCAAAGCAGUUAGUUUCAGCAUGUCGAGUAGCUUAUUUGUUUAAACCUAAGCCCUGACUUAACAGGUACCCAGGACAUCUGUUUCAGAUGAUCAGUACACUCUCUUCUCUCCCCAUUAAGGUAUUAAAUUAGCGAUUCAAGCAAUGGCGUGACUCCCAAAUCCUCCCAGAAGAUAAAUUUGGUGGUGGUGUUUUCCUGUCACAAAUGAUUAUAUGGUGUUAACCCUUUCUUUUGUUCUUCAAAAGCAGCUUUAUUGCAAGAUGGGUAAAACAGUUACAUGACUUGAGCCUGUGUUGCAGGAUGUCUGUCUGCACAGCAGUUCAUAUGAAGUAUCAUGAAAGCAGUAGGAUUUUUAUUGUGCUUUUUACUUUGUUUUUGUGUUUUUGUUGAUCAGGAUUUCACUCGGUGCUAGUAGAUGAUAGUUCUUUGUUCAGUUAGAAGUAACAAGGGGAACGCUAUUCAUUGGUGGCACUUAUUUUUCAUCUGAAGUAGUGUGUACUUGUUCUGGAAGUGCUGUCGCAUACCAAAAGUUUGCGGUGUCCUGUCAAAUAUGGAAAUGUGAGUUUUUUACACGAAAAGAUCCGUGUACUAAUUGUGUGUGUUUGCUUCUUUUUCAGAUUGAAGUGAGUGAUUCAGAUAUAACUCAACUUUGUUAGAGGGCUUUUUUUUAAAAAGUUGAUCCACAGUGCAUCAGAGCAAGUUACUACUUACUGUUGAGUGACUUACAGGUGCUUGCCUGCAUUGCAAUAAAGGACUCAUAUAUUGAGCAAGACUUAUUUAUCUCUUCAUUUUGGAGAGUCUUAUAAACUGUUAUUACAGUUUCUGUACUGACUUUCAAAGUUUUGAAGUCUAAAAAGACAUCUUUAAAAACAAACAUGAGCACGGCGAGAACAGAGAACCCUGUUAUAAUGGGUCUAUCCAGUCAGAAUGGGCAGCUGAGAGGCCCUGUAAAACCCAGUGGGGGCCCAGGAGGUGGGGGCACGCAAACUCAGCAACAGAUGAACCAGCUGAAAAAUGCCAACACAAUCAAUAAUGGCACUCAACAGCAAGCACAGAGUAUGACCACCACUAUUAAACCUGGUGAUGACUGGAAGAAGACUUUAAAACUCCCUCCAAAGGAUCUGAGAAUCAAAACUUCGGACGUGACCUCCACAAAAGGAAAUGAGUUUGAAGAUUACUGUUUGAAACGGGAGUUACUUAUGGGAAUUUUUGAAAUGGGCUGGGAAAAACCAUCGCCUAUCCAGGAAGAGAGUAUUCCCAUUGCUUUGUCUGGUAGGGAUAUCUUGGCUAGAGCGAAAAAUGGAACAGGCAAGAGCGGAGCCUACCUCAUUCCCUUACUUGAACGGCUAGACUUAAAGAAGGAUAAUAUACAAGCAAUGGUGAUUGUUCCCACCCGAGAACUAGCCCUGCAGGUCAGUCAAAUAUGUAUCCAGGUCAGCAAACACAUGGGAGGUGCUAAAGUGAUGGCAACAACAGGAGGAACCAAUUUGCGUGAUGACAUAAUGAGGCUUGAUGAUACAGUGCAUGUGGUGAUAGCUACUCCUGGGAGAAUUUUGGAUCUCAUCAAGAAAGGUGUAGCAAAAGUUGAACAUGUCCAGAUGAUAGUACUGGAUGAGGCAGAUAAGUUGCUGUCUCAAGAUUUUGUUCAAAUAAUGGAAGACAUUAUUCUCACGCUACCUAAAAACAGGCAGAUUUUGCUCUACUCAGCCACUUUCCCUCUUAGUGUACAGAAGUUCAUGAAUUCCCAUUUGCAGAAACCCUAUGAGAUUAACCUGAUGGAGGAGUUGACUCUGAAGGGAGUUACCCAGUACUAUGCCUACGUAACUGAGCGCCAGAAAGUACACUGCCUCAAUACAUUAUUUUCCAGGCUCCAGAUUAACCAGUCGAUCAUUUUCUGCAACUCUUCUCAACGGGUUGAACUGCUAGCCAAAAAGAUCUCCCAGCUGGGUUAUUCCUGCUUUUAUAUCCAUGCAAAAAUGAGGCAGGAGCAUCGUAAUCGUGUGUUCCACGAUUUCCGAAAUGGCUUAUGCCGCAAUCUUGUUUGCACUGAUCUGUUUACCCGAGGUAUUGAUAUCCAAGCUGUGAAUGUGGUGAUAAACUUUGAUUUUCCAAAGCUGGCAGAGACUUAUCUCCAUCGUAUUGGCAGAUCAGGUCGCUUUGGUCACCUUGGCCUGGCCAUCAAUUUGAUCACCUAUGAUGAUCGCUUCAACCUGAAAAGUAUUGAGGAGCAAUUGGGGACUGAAAUCAAGCCCAUCCCAAGCAACAUUGACAAGAGCCUGUAUGUGGCAGAGUACCACAGUGAACCUGUAGAAGAUGAGAAACCUUAACCACGCUUUGAUUACAAAUGCCAGAAGCUGAAGCCCUUUGAUCCGGAUCUGUGACACAUCAUUUCUUUGGGGAUAUUCUUCUCUUCGUGGGUUUUUCUUCACCUUUUCUUUUUUGGGACUAAGAAGACUAAAGAGCUCAGCCUUUUUUUUUUCAUUUUUUUAAAAAAAUUUGGCAGCAAGGAAAAAAGACAAAAGAAGGAAUAUCUUUUUUUUGGUUUUUUUUCCCACUUGUUUGCACUGUGUGCUGAUUGAACAUUCGUUGCACUAACUGCUGGUUUUAAUUUUUUUUUCCUUUGGGUGGGAGGGACAGCAAAGGAAGAAGAGAAACCCUGAAAAGAGAAGAAUCUUGACGAAUACAAGCUUGUCUACGAUUUUCAAAUUCUCCCAACAGCUGACUGAGUGCAUUUCAACUUCUCCCUGGUUACUCAUCUGUUUUUAAGCUAAAGAGCUUGUUACUUAUUCGUGCAAAGUGCCUUAUGCUAUGAGACCAUUCAGAAUAUCACCUUUCCGAUGCAGCCCAAGGAAUCGACAGCUAUUUUUUGUUUCAGGUCAAAGUCCCCAACCCUUCCCCUUCCUUUUCCCCACAGUACUAAAGGCAGGACUAGGAGGUGAAAGUUAUCAGUAAUGUUUUUGUUUAACACUUUUUUUUUUUUUAAUUGGAGGAGUUGAUAUGCAACUGCAGUUCACCCAUACUGUAAAUACAUGUAUUUAAAACAAAAAAAAAAAACAACUGAAAAUCUGGGCUGAUUAGGUGCAACAUCAUAGCUCCAGAAGGAAAGAGCAGCCUGUCAUCUUUGCAGGAGCCAUAUGAAAAGCCCUUAUGCUCUAGCAGAACACUAAAGACUGGUUUCUAAGUCUUCAUUAGUAGUUACAGCACUUGAUAUGUAGACUUGUUUCAGAGCCAUGGCCCUCUUUCCUCUGGUGCAAUGUGUCCCAUAGAAAAUCGGAUGUGUAUACUUGUACAAACUUUGUAAAUACGUUGUUUUUUUCUGUCUUGGGUUCAUAUAUAACUUUUUUUUCUUUUUUGAUGAAGGUUGCUGGGGUUAAAGGAAUUAGAUUGAUUAUGGAAGCAGCUAAAAAUGAGAGGGGCUCAGUUUUCUGCAACACUAAACAUUGAAAAGUGCUCUGACUCCGAAGGGCAGACCUCUACAAGUUACCCCUGUCAGGGUGGGUUUGCUCUGGUGCUUGCAACACUGUCCUAUACUGCUUUCUUGGAAGAGAUUACUUCUGGGGUUGAAAGGCCUCAAAGUCUGUAGCUCAACCUGUUUGAGAUGCUCUUCAAUUUCCCCCUUAGAAACUUCAGGAACUUUACCAAGCUCUGAAGGGGGCAAAGACCUGUGUUCCACCAUGGCACGAGGGAAAUCCUGCAGGUAUCAGUGUUGUUGAGCAAUACGUAUAAGGCAUGGAUUUAGGUUUAAAAGAAACUAUAAAAAAAUACUUGCAUAAACUGACAGUUCUGGAGCUCUGUGGGAUUGAUUCACCUCCUACAGCAUUGUGCAUACUCUGCCCAAAACAACCUUACAUAGACUCUCGAGCAGGUAAGGGCAAAACCCCUUCUAACUUGUGAACGUCGAAGCUGCAGAAAGCUGCUUGACACUUCCUAUGUUUUGGCACGAAUUGCUGUCUGUCAUUUUGCAUUGUAUAUUGCUGGAAAAUGCUUUAUGGUUAAGUAGUGUUGCUUUAAAUUGUGCCCCUCCCAACAUGCUUGAUGUUUGGCCUGAUCUACAGGCAAAAGGAGUGAGACAAAUCAAAACCAGUAAACUUUUUUUUUUUUUUAUUCCCUUUUAUCUUGUUCAACAACAGUUUUGCUAGGAGGCACCUGGAAGAAGGUGGUCCCUUUUUGCUCAGUCACACAUUGUGUAUACAAAUGCUGCACUUGCACCAUGCUUGCUUACCUGGAUAAUUAAUCAACUUAAUUUCUCCCCAGUUUGACUUUUUAUAAAAAAGUGAAAUUGUUUGGAAAAAUAUGGCAGAUUUUUGAGUAUCAGAAAUAGACACAGGUGCCUCCUGGCAACAGCUUUCUCAAGGUGGAAAGACUUUUUUUUUUUUUUUGGUUUGGUUUUUUUUUUUUGUUCUGUUAAUUUUUUGUCUACAGUGACUCCAUAAUAGUAGCAAAAGCUGCACUAAAGUACAAACUCAAGAGCUUGGUCACAGGCACUCUGUGAUCCACAUAACUGCAUCCAACUGGCAGGUACUAAAUGUAAACAAGUAAUUUUGGGGUGCUUUUUGGGGGCGGGGGGAGGGAAUUUGUGGGUGGUAAUGUUGACCAAAAGUAAAAUCUUGCUCUUGUACUGCAGCCAGUUUUUUUUUUUCUUUUCAAUGAGACAGAGGGAUCAUUUUAGUGCAACAAAGAUGAAAAUGUGUAAAUAAGUUUUGUAUCCUGUGACAGGGCAUGCACAUAUAACAAGAAAAAGGAUAGCCAUGCUGAGUCAAAUGUGUGCUCUGCUUGGAUUUGCGGCAGAUCAGCCUGGUGCCAUGCUUUGGUCCCUCUUGAAGCACAGAAAUUUUUAAAAUGGAAAGUAUUACUUUAAACUUUGGCCUCUGAUUGAGGAUUGGCACUUAGCUAGACUGUUGGGGGCACCAUUCUAAAGCGGCUUCUUCUCAAGGAAAGAAGCGAUCUGAUUCUGGUGCCAGUAGGCUAUCUCUAGAUGUAUACGAUCUUGCAAAAGGAAAGAUGCUCCAACUGACUAGGUUAAAUCCUAGUUGUUUUUUUUUUCUCCCCCCUUAAGUAAUAUAUAAAAUUAGACUUCCUUGGAUUUCUUCUGGCUUACUGUAACAGAUUACAUGACAGACUUCAUGUUUAUCCAUUGAAUUGGAAUGAGUCUCUGCUUUUGGUAAUAAGCCCAACAUAACAUUUGCUCUGGCAGUGGUGAUGUUCUUAAUGGGCUGUUGAGCAUUUUUUCAUACAUUAAAAAAAAAAAAAAAAAAUCCUUCUAGGAGCCUAAAAGGCUAAUGUCACCCUGCAAAACUGAUACAUUUAUCUUCCAGUAGACAUGGAGACAUGCAAUUCUUAAGCCUUUUGAAAUAUGACUAAAAAAUCUAGAUGGGUUUCUCAACAUACGUUGUCCAGAUGCACAGCGGUAGCUGGAGGGUUUUCCCCAAGGGGAGUGGGGUGGGUUGGUCUCAAAUAUUUUAAUUUUCAGAAUGAGAUGGGAGCAUCUUUCCUUCACCGUUUGCUUUGUGUCUAUGUGGGUAAGAACUUGAAAGCUUGACACAGAAAUUGCAAACAUGUUUGUUUCAAACCAUCUCAUUCUGUUUAACUUUGUUCUUUGUUUUAGUGUGGGGAGGGGGAGGGUGUCUGCACCAAGGAUUUAGAAAUGCUUCAGUUGCUUAUAUUCCAUCAUUGAUUGACACAGUGCAGGGAUGAAGAGACCAUCAAUUUGCCUGUAUUUUUGAAGUACGCAGACUUUUUUUGCCAGGAGUCCAGUUCCAUUGGAAUGAUCUUUUGUUGGCCGUGGACUUGCUAAUACUGCUCGUGCCAAGGAGCUUAUUGAUUCAUGGGAACAGAGUGAACUGUGUCCUUGAAUAGCGUUGCUGCCACUAACAAUUUGGCUACAUGUGGUCCAAACCAAGAGUGUUUGUAUUGCCAUGACCCUUUUACUCCAACUGUAAACCAAAAUUUAACUGCACAAUUAAUGUGUGGUCUCUCAAGUGAAGAGUGCAUGUCAGACAGCUGAGGAAAGAGAGGUGGCGGGAGUUUGCCUUGAGCUUUGCUCCCUCCACUUCUUUCUUUUGUUUUUAGCCUGGAGUAUUUUCCUACUGGAAGCAUUGUUAAAUUCUAGUGUAGACAAAAGUGAGGGAGGGCUGGGUUGUGGGGUGGUGGGGAGGGAUAGGUUUAUUAAGAUACAGGCUUCCUGUAUUUUAACCAAUAAUUGUUGGGAAAGGGUGUUUGGAGAAAUAUAGGCAAUAUUCCCUUUAUUGAAAGAAACAGGAACUUUUUCAAGCAAAAACAAAACAAAACACGUUUUUUGUUUUGUAAUUCAAAUGAGGCUUUAUAAACCAUUAGUCCCUAGUUAAAGGGGCUAUAUUCCACUGAUAACAAGUGAACAUGGACUAGAAUUUGGAAACAUUCAGGGGAGGGAGGGGGAAAAAUUGGCUUUCUGUUUAAUUGGCAAUUGGCAAACUGUCCAGUGCAGCUCAGUUUUUGUUGAGAAAGUUUAUCUCUGUAUGUACUUAUAUGUGAUGGAAGGCUGUGACUAUGUGAGAGUUUUCACUGAGUUCAUAAGAGUAUAAGAAAGGUGAAUGGUAAAAUCCUGAUUUUGUUAAUAAAGCUCACUGGAACACCA